CUUUCAGCCGGAAACCCUCCCUGCGUCCGCCGCUUCUCGGUCCCUCCUCCAGUCGCCUACCAUGGCCCCGACCAAGAACUCUCGAAAAGACCACGACGAUCACAAAGCCGAUACUCCCGCCGGAGGGAAGAACGGCCAUGGCUCUACAAAGAUGCGCCGCGGUGCCAGCCAUCAGUCUCACGCUGCUCUGAACCGCGAGCUGCAUGCCGCUCCCACGUCGGCGCCCGUGCAGGUGCCGACCGAGCCUCUUCUACCCAGCGUACGUCAAAUUGCCUCGUCUCUUGUGCUUCCCUGGGCCUCCUUCGAGCGACGAUCCCUCCACGCCUACCUCCGCGAGCACGAGCUCACCACGCCGUCCUCCUACACCAGCUCCUUUCACAAUUGGGUGCUGUCACGACCCGGCGGCUUGGGCUUAUACUCCCCCACCAUGGUCCGCAAGCAGCAGAUCAAGCGACAAUCCAAAGACCAGCUCGCCCUAGCCGUGCGCAAGCACUUCAAUGGGCUGGGCGUCCAAGAAAACGAUGUCAUUGUCGACUUCAUCUACAAAGUCCGCAACCACCAGGGCGUCAAGGAACAGUCACCGACCAAAUACAGCAUCGAGGUGGCAGAUUAAACCGAUCCUUUAUACAUAUGAAGCGCUCUGGAGAGAAAGAGCGAGGCUCCAAGAUUUUGCUUAGCAUGGAUCGGUGUUUUUUUUG
This is a messenger RNA of Trichoderma atroviride IMI 206040, 698 nucleotides long. The record is from RefSeq and is a predicted model, not a curated record. NCBI's taxonomy places the organism in Eukaryota, Fungi, Ascomycota, Sordariomycetes, Hypocreales, Hypocreaceae.